Molecule: messenger RNA, 1333 nt
Organism: Diospyros lotus (date-plum)
Lineage: Eukaryota; Viridiplantae; Streptophyta; Magnoliopsida; Ericales; Ebenaceae
Product: probable serine/threonine-protein kinase WNK11
Exons: 3
Coding region: 8-1144 (378 amino acids)
Biological process (GO): intracellular signal transduction; protein phosphorylation
Cellular component (GO): cytoplasm
Molecular function (GO): protein serine/threonine kinase activity; ATP binding
Source: RefSeq, a predicted model, not a curated record
UAUUCGGAUGGACGCAGAUUACGUCUCUCUUCAUAAAAGUUUCUUCAACACACAAGAAACUUUUACUACGUUUCUUGAGCUCGCAAGCUUGCGGGCUAAUAGUUUCUUGCAGGUUUCUUCCGGUGAUCAAUCCCGUACGUCGUGGUUGGGAAUUCUCCAACUUCGCUGCUCUUGGAGGUACCUCUUUGUCGCCAUUUCAUCUCCAUUUUCUCUUCUGUUCUAUGUCGCUUGCAAGAGACAUUGUUUCGAGAUGCCAGCUGAAGGUCCUGAUUCGUCCGAUCAAGACAAGGAACCAUUUGUCGAAGUCGAUCCAACUGGAAGGUUUGGGCGGUACAGUGACCUGCUUGGUGCUGGCGCAGUGAAGAAGGUUUACAGGGCAUUUGAUCAACGCGAAGGAAGAGAUGUGGCAUGGAAUCAGGUUCGCUUAAGGAACUUCAGCGACGAUCCCACCGUCAUCAAGAGGCUUUUGGCAGAGAUUUCGUUGCUCAAGUCCCUCAAGAACGAUUACAUCAUUGUUCUCUACAGUUUUUGGAAGGACAACGAACACAACACCCUGAAUUUCAUCACCGAGGCCUGCACGUCGGGGAAUCUGAGGGAUUACAGGAAGAAGCAUCGCCAUGUUUCGAUGAAGGCCUUGAAGAAGUGGUCAAUUCAGAUACUCAGGGGCUUGAAUUAUCUCCAUACUCAUGACCCGUGCAUCAUUCACAGAGAUCUAAAUUGCAGCAACAUCUUCAUCAACGGGAACAUUGGCAAGGUAAAGAUUGGUGAUCUAGGCUUGGCAGCCAUCGUGGGGAAGAGCCAUCAUGCUCAUUCAUUAUUAGGGACGCCAGAGUAUAUGGCCCCAGAACUAUACGAGGAGGAUUACACAGAGUUGGUGGACAUAUACUCAUAUGGAAUGUGCUUGCUUGAAAUGGCAACCUUGGAGAUACCCUACAGUGAGUGUGACAGUAUUGUCAAGAUCUACAAGAAGGUGACGGCAGGGGUGAAGCCCCAAGCCAUGAACAAGGUGAGUGAUCCAGAACUGAAGGCCUUCAUCCACAAGUGCAUUGGCCAGCCCAGGGCAAGGCCUUCGGCCGCCGAUCUUCUCAAGGACCCCUUUCUUUCGGAUGUUGACUGUGAGGAAGAGGACCUUAAAGAAGGCUGAUUGACGGUUUCCAAUUCUCUUGUCAAAGAUCACUCAAUUGAUGAUGAUUUUCAGCUCAAUGGGAGCCAGCCCACUCUAGCUGACUCCAUCGGCCGAGGGCUGGAUUUUACACCGCUUUCGAUGGACUCAGCCGCCGACUUCAUUGGCAUGAAAAUCAUUAUUCUUACUUUCAAUGUUUCGGUUAAUUAU